UUCCCCGACGUCAUCUCCUACAGCCGCCAUCUUGGCCGGUACCACGCGGGAUUUUGUACAAUUUACGCUUAUCUCAAGGGUCUAGGACCACUCAGAGCAUAUUUAAGCUGAUAGACAAAUAAAUAAUCAUGGAUCCGAGAAAACAGCAACUUCCACCAAAGGAAAAUGCUCUAUUUAAACGAAUUCUGAAAUGCUAUGAGCAGAAACAGUACAAAAAUGGAUUGAAAUUUGCAAAGCAAAUCCUGGCAAAUUUCUCGGAUCAUGGAGAAACUCUUGCUAUGAAGGGACUUAUAUUGAACUGCCUGGGGCGAAAAGAAGAUGCCUACAACUUUGUGAGACAAGGCCUCCGCAACAAUUUGAAGAGUCAUGUAUGUUGGCAUGUUUUUGGGUUACUGCAACGAUCCGACAAGAAGUACGAUGAAGCUAUCAAGUGUUACCGAAAUGCUCUCAAAUGGGACAAGGACAAUCUGCAGAUAUUGCGUGAUCUCUCCUUGCUUCAGAUUCAAAUGAGAGAUCUUGAUGGCUACAAGGAAACUCGGUAUAAAUUAUUUGAACUCCGACCCACACAACGUGCUUCAUGGAUUGGUUAUGCUAUGUCCUUCCACCUUUUACAAGAUUAUGACACAGCAUUGAAAAUCCUUGAAGAAUUUAGGAAAACCAUCCAGAAAACUACUUAUGACUAUGAAUACAGUGAACUCUUGCUGUACCAGAAUCUUGUUAUAAGAGAGAGCAAGAAUUUACGUGAAGCAUUAAAGCAUCUCAAUACAUAUGAAGCCAACAUUUGUGAUAAAGUCACUCUCCAAGAGCUUAGAGGAGAAUUAUUAAUGAAAUUAGGAAGAAAAGAAGAAGCGUCAGAAGUCUACAGAGGUUUAAUCAAACGUAAUCCAGAAAACCGCAACUACUACCUCAAGUUAGAGGAGGCCUUCGGCCUUACUACAGUUGAAGAAAGACUAAAAUUAUAUGAAGAACUCAAAGAGAAGUUCCCCCGUGCUCAAGUGCCUAAGCGUUUGCCCCUCAAUUAUGCUAGAGGUGAAGUGCUGGACUCUUUGUUAGAUGUAUACCUAAGAGCAGCAUUACAGAAAGGUGUCCCUCCACUCUUCACUGAUAUCCGGUCGUUAUACAGUGAUCCCGAGAAAAUCCAGAUUGUUGAAAAGCUCAUGUAUGGCUACCUGAAAAACUUGGAGGAAACGGGACACUUGUGUGAAACGGAUAAUGAGUACAAGGAACCAGCCUCAAUCUUAUAUGUAUUGAUGUUCUUGGCACAACAUCACAGUUACUUAGGAGACACAGAAAAGGCACUUGCACUCAUGGAGCAGGCAUUAGAGCACACUCCAACCCUUAUAGAACUCUAUAUUGUAAAGGGUAAAAUAUUAAAGCAUGCUGGUGACUAUGUAGGUGCGUAUGAGGCCUUACAAGAAGCCCAGGCACUUGACACAGCUGACCGAUACGUCAAUUCCAAAGCAGCAUCAUACCUUCUUAAAGCAAAUUUAGUCAGACAAGCAGAAGAAAUGUGCUCCAAGUUUACUAGAGAGGGUGUGUCAGCAAUGGGAAACUUGAAUGAAAUGCAGUGCAUGUGGUUCCAAACCGAAUGUGCGCAAGCGUACUACCGCCUUGGCCAAUAUGGAGAUGCUCUUAGGAAAUGUCAUGAAGUUGAUAGGCAUUUUACCGAGAUCAUAGAAGACCAAUUUGAUUUCCAUACGUAUUGCAUGAGGAAGAUGACUUUACGUUCCUAUGUUGAACUCCUUAGACUAGAAGAUGUUUUAAGGAGUAACCGAUUCUAUUGGGAUGCAGCACAGACAGCAAUCACUAUUUACCUCAGGUUACAUGACCAACCUUUGUCAGCAAACACUGGGGAGAACAACAUCAAUACUGGUGAGUGUUAAUUUUAUUAUCUUAUUUGUACACUACCUGUAGUAUUGAUGAUAGUGGUGAGAAUUAGAA
Molecule: messenger RNA, 1941 nt
Organism: Cherax quadricarinatus
Lineage: Eukaryota; Metazoa; Arthropoda; Malacostraca; Decapoda; Parastacidae
Source: RefSeq, a predicted model, not a curated record